UGCUUGCAAGUUAAAUUGUGACGAUAAUUUGUGAAACUCAUUCAUGAGGGAAUGCAAUUUGUUUGAAGAACAUUCAAUAUAAGAUUAAAGUGAAAAUAAAUAAUUCUGCACAUCUGCUUUAAUGACCAUAUGAAUAUUAUACUAUUUACGAAAGGACAAAGCCUAAAAAAAUCGAAGUGCAUAAACAGGACGCUAUUUCUGUGACUUUUCUUCUGAAAAUAAACUUAAUUGAUAAAUACUUACGGCAAUGCUGUUUUUAUUCUUAUUUAUUGUUCUAUAUUUAAUUGGUGGCGUGUUGUGUGAUCACAGACAGGCUCCUUCUGCUCCAAGACCUCUUGGAUAUCAAGGUUAUAAUGUUUGUCCCGUAAUAUUGUGCGCCAAAGAAGGAGAAAUACCGGAAGAAUGUAGAAAGCCACAAUUUGUCAUUGGGAGCGAUGGGAAAACGCCAUGCCAAAUCUGUGACGACAGCUUUUGUGGAAGAAAAGAGGAGGUUUGUCCGCGGAUGAUAUGUCCGAUUUCCAGCAGGCGUCUUGAACCAAAUUGUCGAAGGCCAAACUUUGUCAUAGGAACUGAUGGAAUAACGCGAUGCCGUGUGUGCGAUACAAAUGCGUGCGGCGACAAAAAAGAUGUAUGCCCAUCUGAAUAUUGUCCAAAAGCUGACAAAAUACUUGAUACUUGUCGCCUAAAGCAGUAUAUGAUUGGACGUGACGGGAUAACCAUGUGCCCAGUUUGUGAUAAGGACGCAUGUAGAAUGACACAUAACCACCACCAUGAUGUAAUUGUAGCAUAAUGUAAAUAAAGUUUCUGAUUA
This is a messenger RNA of Mercenaria mercenaria, 811 nucleotides long. RefSeq lists its product as uncharacterized. NCBI's taxonomy places the organism in Eukaryota, Metazoa, Mollusca, Bivalvia, Venerida, Veneridae. Bases 248 to 790 code for a protein of 180 amino acids. The record is from RefSeq and is a predicted model, not a curated record. The transcript has 4 exons.